Protopolystoma xenopodis is the source of this 1248-nucleotide messenger RNA. Lineage: Eukaryota; Metazoa; Platyhelminthes; Monogenea; Polystomatidea; Polystomatidae. The record is from the annotation of a GenBank genome assembly.
UCUUGCGGUCCUUUGGGAACAAAAGAAUCACAAAUUGACUACGUCAUUGGUCAACAAACGGUUCAAGCCAACAAUCAGUUUUCUUCGCGGCGUGUCCCGAUCAGCACAGCUCUCUCUAGAUCCGGAUCCGUCUUGUUGCUUACUGCCGAAAAUGAUCUUUCCAAUACCUUUCCUCUUCGGAUACACUUAACUCACAGCGGCAGUGAUAAACUAGAUACAAUGGAUCACAUAUCAGAUUGCAUGCCAUUUGAUCAUUCAACCAACUUCCAACAAUCUUCACUUGACGACGUAAACUCUUUUAACCUGAUUACGAAUGGUUUAGAGGCUAACAAAGCACGUUCUGUAGACCUUGCAUCUGAUUCUUCAUCUCUAGUUCGAAUGGAAUUUGUGGAUUCAACUGUUCGGUCCAUGUCUCAAUCAGGUUUACUUUCUGGUAACCAACUAAGGCAAAAUGACUGUGCCUCCUCUAUUUCUAGUUCCUUAGUUGGCCAUGAAACGAUUAAAUUCGACCCUCUAUCAACAAGACUUGCGAAACCAUUUAAUGUAUGGGUACCUCAGUCAGCCCAGCCUACUUGGCAGUGCCAGCUGCAACAACCGAGGAGCCAAUCGUUACUACAUCAGUAUCAAUUAGCAGAAAAUUCGAAAAAUAUUUUUACAAGCUCAUUUGCAAAUAUUGUUCCCAUUCAACAAGCGGCAUUAUCUACCCAACUUUCUCCUCUCACUGCUCUUCAAGUUGAUAAUAUUCCAAAGCCUUCUGUUCUCCAAAAGACACCUGAUCAAUAUUCAAAACCACUUUCUUCAUCUGAAUCUCACUCAUUAAUUAUUCAGCCACUUUGCCUUUCAAGUUUUUCUCCUCAAUCCACUAGAAUAUCAAACUGGAGCCCCCAAAUUACUCCUUCGGGUGAACCUCAUCCCAUACCUAAUCAACAAAUUCCAUCCACCUUGCCCGUGUCUGCAUUUGCUUCCCCUUCAACGCAAAUGCCACUCCAACUAGCUCCGCCAAAUGCUCCUUCAGAUCAGAUUUCACUUACGUUUUUACCGUUGGACGAAAUUGAUCAACACUUAGCCUUUACCUUCCCGGCUGUAGACCCACUUUCCACAGCCAAUAAUCAUCAUGUCGAAUUGAAUCAGGCAACUGAUGGGAUUGGCCAAUCUACUAGUGAUUUCAAUUUAAAAAUGUUAAAAGGCAAUUCAUCGGCAACCCGUGUGUCCCCAGCAUCAAUUUCGGAUAAAAACGAAGGCUUCUAG